AUGAUGGUGGCCGGCAAAAUGCUGUGCGCACACGCAACACUAUCAGAGAAUUUGUGUGUUACCGUCUGGCCAUUCGUUACAAAGGAACUAACGACCACAGGCAUCAAAAAUUCAGUCUGGUACACCGUGCGUGCUGGUUAUCUGUUUCAACAGUACGUCUGUGAACAAUACGUACGAAUGGAAACAAACAACAUACGGUUCAUUGAACGCAAUCAGGGAGCCCUGUUUGCCGAAGCGUAUCAGGGCCUGGUGGAUCACAUCAACCAGCAGUUGCACAUCGAAGAACCUGCCCCGGUUGGACGCAGAAUGAUUUUGCCGUCGACCUUCACUGGAGGUCCGAGUUACAUGAAACAGAGCUACCAGGAUGCAAUGACCAUAGUGCGCAAGUACGGCAAACCCGACCUGUUCAUUACCUUCACUUGCAAUCCUGGGUGGCCUGAGAUCGCCAGCAACAAAGGAAAUCAUGCAGUUGCAGGUGACAGACCCGAACUGGAGGCAAGAGUGUUUCACGCCAAACUCAAGCAGCUCAUGUCAGACAUAACUGAAAAUAGAGUGUUUGGUAACGUAGACGCAUAUGUUUACACUGUUGAGUUUCAAAAACGCGGUCUGCCACACGCACACAUACUCAUCAUCCUUAGCGAUGGCAACAAGCUGCUCACAGCCGAGGAUGUAGACGAUGUCGUGUGCGCUGAACUGCCAGACCCAGCAGACGAGAACAAUCAGAGACUGUUCACAGCUGUGACGAGUCACAUGAUACACGGACCAUGUGGGCAACUGAACCGCGACAGUCCGUGUAUGGCUGAAGGGAUAUGUCUAAAGAAAUAUCCAAAGGCAUAUAGUGCAGAGACAGUUUACGUUUCUGACGGCGGGUACCCAACGUACCGUCGACGAGACAACGGGAUCGAGGCCCUCGUGAGGGGACACCAGGUCAGCAACGAGUUUGUAGUUGCCUACAACCCGUACCUGCUGGCCAAGUACGAUGCACACAUCAACGUAGAGGUGUGUUCUACUGUGAAGAGCGUAAAGUAUUUAUACAAAUACGUCUUCAAAGGCCACGACAUGGCUACAGUAGAAGUCCAAGACAGAAAUGAAAUUAAAAAGUAA
This is a messenger RNA of Macrosiphum euphorbiae (potato aphid), 1104 nucleotides long. The record is from the annotation of a GenBank genome assembly. Lineage: Eukaryota; Metazoa; Arthropoda; Insecta; Hemiptera; Aphididae.